Linnemannia hyalina is the source of this 1842-nucleotide messenger RNA. Lineage: Eukaryota; Fungi; Mortierellomycota; Mortierellomycetes; Mortierellales; Mortierellaceae. The record is from the annotation of a GenBank genome assembly.
AUGAAAAGCCUGGCAAAGUCCUACAACCCGCAGCAAGGACCUGCGUUCGGACAGCUCACACGCGAGGACAUCAGUAAAGUUGUCAAGAAGGAGGAUGCCAAUGUGGUGGUCUGGUCCAUAGGAAAGCGCCCGAAAGAUGGAUUCCCUGCAAAGCCAAAGCCAGCCGUCAUCUUCACCGUACCAGCUCAGCAAGAACUCGGCCCAGACCAGGAUGGCGCAGUCCAACCCCCGACCGAUGCAACGAUCACAGGAACAAUCGCCAGCACCCCAGCAACCGACAACACACAAGAUGAAUCAUCCAAUGCACCCGCCACACCCGCAGCACCCGCCAAACCCAUGAGCUGGGCAGAACUUCUCCGAGCAAAGAACCCAACUGCUACGUCACCUGCAGUUGUCGCCAAUGGAACUGCUACUCAGAAACCAGUCGAAGCGAACAAGACCGCCACCGUCAACGGAGCCAAGUUUGACGGCAUCGCUGAUGUCCUUCACAAGUACCAAACGACCUAUUCGUCUGUCCUUAUUCAACCCAGAGGACUUGUCAACAAUGGCAACAUGUGCUUCAUGAACGCUAUUUUGCAACCUCUGUUGCACUGCCCUCCAUUCUACAACUUGCUGAUGCAGAUCGGAAGGCAUGUCGUGCACAGCUUCAAGAGCAAGACCCCCUUGGUCGAUUCUCUGAUCAUGUUUUUGAACGAGUUCCACGUUGCCAAGAAGAACCAACCCGACUAUGGUCCACCCUUUGUGCCCGAGUAUGUUUAUGACGCGCUGCGUGGCCUCAAGCGAUUUGACUCGAUGAGAGGACGCCAGGAGGAUUGCCAGGAGUUCCUCGGGUUCUUACUUGAUGGUCUGCACGAGGAGUUCUUUGCUGCCAUGAAGGAGAGGCCUCUGGAGGCAUUGCCCAACGGAGAGGCUGAACACGAGGAGAGCGAAAGCGGAGUGAGCGAUGAUGAAUGGAUGGAGGUUACCGGACCCAAGAACAAAGCCUCUUUCACCCGAUCGACCCAGUUCUCAGAGACUCCCAUCUCGACGAUCUUUUCUGGACAUUUGCGAUCGAUCCUCCGUAUCCCUUCGCGCAAGGACUCUGUCACAUUAGAGCCCUUCCAGUCUAUGCAGCUGGACUUGACGCCCGAUAACGUCCAUACCAUUGAGGAUGCGCUUUUGAACUCGACCAUUCCCGAAGUCUUGGAUGGGUUCACUAGCUCUGACAAGGGUGACCCUGUUGAGGCGACCAAGAAGAUUUUCAUUGAGGAGGUCCCUCCAGUCCUGGUUCUUCACCUCAAGCGCUUCAUCUACAAGGAUGGCAGCACUCAGAAGUUGCACAAGCAGGUCGGCUACAAGACCGUCCUGAACCUCCAGCCUGAAAUCAUUUCGCCUGCGCGUCGCCCCGCCAACCCGAUCCCUUACAAGUUGUUUGGUGUCGUUUACCAUCAUGGUAGGACUGCAGCUGGAGGCCAUUACACAUGCGAUGUCCUCCGUCAGAAUGCCGAGUGGCUCCACAUCGACGAUACCAACAUCACUGUUAUCUCUGAGGCUGAUGUGACUGUGGACAAUCAGUCCAGCAACGACGGCACUUUCAAACCUGCGAUGAACGGCACGCUUAUCAACGGUGCCAUUUCAGAGUCCGCUGCCCUUGCCGCAGCCCUGUCGGCAUCCUCGAUCGCUGCCAGCAAAUCCGGCGAUGGUGUCGCCUAUGUUCUCUUCUACAUCCGUUCGGACCAGAAGGGCGCAACCAUGACCGAGUUCCCCACACCCAACACCACCGGCUCUUCAAAACCAACCACCAACGGAUCUCAUCACGGCAAGGCACCAGCCUCAGCCGCGUGGAGUGUCCCCAAGAAGUAG